AUGAAAACAGAGUUGAAAGACUGUACACCUCCGCCACUUAACGUGGUGUCCCCCAUGAAGAGCACAGCAGAACUUGGAGUCGCUCUCUCCUCUCGCGGCAGGAGAACGCUGGAUCGCUUUCCGUUUCUUGGUUUCUCUUUUGUUUUCUCUCUCUGGACACCCUCCUCUUCGCUGACGCCUCAUCGAAGCCUCGAACUUCCUCCCAUAUCCUUUUCCCCGCCAAUUCGCUCCCGAGCCGCGCGCCCCUUCCGUUUUUGGCCUUCAGGUGAAGUCCACCGGGAGAACCGGCGGUUUCCUGGGCGAACUUUGACGGCAAACGGAGGCGUUUUCCCGCGGCUCUCGUCCGCCACGCGCGUGCUUUCUCGGAGGACGCGACGCACUGAACAACAGACCGAGAGAGAGAGAGGCCUGCGUCGCGCGUCCUCUCCGGUAUCCUUGGGUGGACGUCCAGCGGCAUUGGAGAGGACUUCGUUCUUCGAAGGCGACGUUCGGCUUCGUUCGCUUUCCGUUCCUUCCUCUUCUCUGUCUACACAAUGA
This is a messenger RNA of Toxoplasma gondii ME49, 537 nucleotides long. RefSeq lists its product as hypothetical. Bases 1 to 537 code for a protein of 178 amino acids. NCBI's taxonomy places the organism in Eukaryota, Apicomplexa, Conoidasida, Eucoccidiorida, Sarcocystidae. The record is from RefSeq and is a predicted model, not a curated record. The transcript is spliced from 4 exons.